Molecule: messenger RNA, 1414 nt
Organism: Indicator indicator
Lineage: Eukaryota; Metazoa; Chordata; Aves; Piciformes; Indicatoridae
Gene: KLF15
Product: KLF transcription factor 15
Exons: 2
Coding region: 16-1227 (403 amino acids)
Biological process (GO): regulation of transcription by RNA polymerase II
Molecular function (GO): DNA-binding transcription factor activity, RNA polymerase II-specific; RNA polymerase II cis-regulatory region sequence-specific DNA binding
Source: RefSeq, a predicted model, not a curated record
GGAGAUCGCUCAGGAAUGGUGGAUCACUUGCUGCCUACUGAUGAAUCCUUUUCAUCUACAAGAUCUUCUCUUGGAUACUUUGGGGACAUGACAGCAGGGGUGAGGUCCUACCAAAUGCUACCCUCUCCCCUGUCAGAAGAUGACAGCGACUCCUCCAGCUUUUGUUCUUGUUCUAGCCCUGACUCCCAGGGUCUCAGCUCCAGCUAUGGAAGCACGUCGAGUGCCGAAAACCAGGACAGUAUCUUAGACUACUUACUGUCCCAGGCAUCUUUGGGGAGCACCACUGCAUCAUGGUGGGACAAAAGGAGACUUCAGCCAGUAUUGAAAGAGGAGUACUUUAGGUUGCCUGAAUUUGCUGUGGAUAUGGAAGACUCAGGACCAUUUCAGCCCACGCUCGAGGAAAUUGAGGAAUUUCUGGAGGAGAACAUGGAGCUGGAGCUCAAAGAGAGACCUAAAAGUGAGACCAAGGACUUGAGAGCUUGCAGCCAAGUUUCUGUUGCUUCGCUACAGCAAAAAGACCAUAUGUUACCCAGCACUAGCUUAAAAGAGAGUAAAAAUGAACAGCUGAGCAGCUCAACAGAAGGUGGCCAAGCUUCAAAUGGAGGAAUGACCCUGGAGAAUGGUAUACCAGUUAUGCUUCAAAUUCAACCUGUACAGGUCAAACAGGAGUCCAACACGAGCCCCAGUUCCCAAGGACCAGCACAAGAGAACAUUAAAAUUGCACAGCUCCUAGUCAACAUCCAAGGACAAACAUUUGCCCUUGUGCCUCAAAUAGUUCAGUCAUCCAAUUUGAACUUGUCCUCUAAAUUUGUCCGCAUCGCUCCUGUCCCCAUCGCUGCCAAGCCACUUGGGCCAGGAGGCAUGAUCCAGGGUCAGACGGGAAUCAUCAUGGGUCAGAAAUUUCAAAAGACCCCUGCAGCAGAACUCAUUAAAAUGCACAAAUGUUCUUUUCCUGGUUGUACUAAGAUGUACACAAAAAGCAGCCAUUUGAAAGCCCACCUGAGGAGACAUACAGGAGAAAAGCCUUUUGCAUGCACGUGGCCAGGUUGCGGAUGGAGGUUCUCCAGGUCAGAUGAGCUGUCCCGGCACAGGCGCUCCCACUCGGGAGUGAAACCCUAUCAGUGUCCUGUCUGUGAGAAGAAGUUUGCUCGAAGUGACCACUUGUCCAAACAUGUCAAGGUGCAUCGGUUCCCACGAAGCAACCGCUCCGUCCGCUCCGUGAACUGAUUGCUCCCACUUGCCCCUUCCUGCCCAGCCAUCCUACGACAGCUGAUGACGGCACUUUGCUCACUGUGUUUCUAGUGCUAAUUUAUUUGUCUCCACAGAACAGUCAAUGCUGUUACUUGAUACCACCAUGUCUGAGUGUCCUAUGUCCUUUAAAGAUGAUUUGAGAAUGAAGUUCUUUUUGGGUCAA